Molecule: messenger RNA, 3681 nt
Organism: Stylophora pistillata
Lineage: Eukaryota; Metazoa; Cnidaria; Anthozoa; Scleractinia; Pocilloporidae
Product: extended synaptotagmin-2
Cellular component (GO): endoplasmic reticulum membrane
Molecular function (GO): phosphatidylcholine binding; phosphatidylinositol binding; calcium-dependent phospholipid binding
Source: RefSeq, a predicted model, not a curated record
UGAAAACUAUCCUUGAUUGGCUGAAUCGAUGGAGAAAAGCUUCCGCACACAAAAGAUAGCAAGUUGGGGGUUUCUUAAAAACAGGCAUGUGGACACGUGCUUGCAAAUAUACACAAAGUAAUGUAGACAACUGGAAUAGAUGCAAAUGCACAUAUAAGCCUAACAAGAAUUGAUCACAAGUCACUUGUACGCCAGUAAACAGAUCUCUUCGGAUUAUUGGUCAGAGUUUUAACGAAAAUAUUGGCAUAACUCGGAAUUCCAAACAUAUCGUCGAUAGACGCGAUAUGGAACAACAACAAGACAAGAAUACUGCAUCGCAAAUGUUUCAAGCGUUUGUAGGGAUCGAUCGGAGACAAAUAAUCAUUCAUUUUCUCGUCGCUUCCAUGCUGUGGUUGUUUGGAUGGUGGAAUAUUAGCUUCGCAUGGGUAAUUAUGUUUGUUUUGAUCUAUGUUUUUGGAGAAUAUCGUUCAGAAGUUUCUAAACGGAAGCGUAAAAACUUCCGCAAGAUGACAGAUGAAGCGAACCUGUCCAAGAUAAAAAGUUUUCCAAUACCAUCCGUUUAUCUGUCAGAGACGGAAAGCUCGACAUGGCUUAACGAGUUUAUUAAAAAACUGUGGCCUUCUAUCGAGGGAAUGACAAAGAAUAUUAUUAAGGAACGUGUGGAGCCCGAAAUACAGAAAAACCUUCCUUCGGCUUUUAAGACUCUUUCCUUCGACAAGAUCGAGUUGGGGCAAAAACCUCCCUUCGUCGGAAACAUAAAAUCGUAUGCAAGUGGAAAUGGAGAAAAGAGAGCUUCUGAAUUUAUAAUGGACGCCGAUGUUACGUACAAUGGAGAUGCACAGGUGAAAGUGACAGUUAAAAAUGUAAAUUUGGGAAUCUCCGAUUUUCAGAUAUACGGCUCGCUUCGAAUUAUCUUGAAACCUCUUCUGUCGAACCAGUCUAUCGUUGGCGGUGUAACGCUAUUUUUUCUCAAGAGGCCAAGAAUCACCUUCAAUUUGACAAACUUGUUGAAUGUGUUAGAUUUUCCCGGAUUGAAGAAAACUUUGCGUGGCAUCGUUGAUGACGUCAUCGCUAGUUUUGCCGUCUUGCCCAAUAGGAUUGCAAUACCCUUGGCGGAGAGCGUGGACCUCAGCGAUCUGCAGUACCCAAUCCCUGAAGGUCUCCUACGUGUGCAAAUUCUGGGAGCACGGGAACUGGUAAAGUCUGAUUUUUCACUGAUUGGUGGAGCUAGUCCUGACCCUUACGCCAUCUUGGAAGUUGGUGCGCAAAAGUUUCGUACUGAAACGAAGAAAAAUGCUUCAAAUCCGGGGUGGGAGGAAACCUUUGAGUCAUUUGUAGACAAUUCCAUGGGCCAGGAAUUAGAAAUUUACCUCUACGACCGGGAUGUUGCUUCAAAAGAUUCUAAAAUUGGCAGUGUUGAUAUCAAAAUCCGUUCCGUGGUGGAAGAAGGCGUCCAGGACAUCUGGCUGCCUUUAGAAAAAGCCAAACAGGGAAAAAUCCAUUUGAACCUGGAAUGGUUUUCUCUGAGCUGUGAUCCACUGCAUUUUAGAUAUACUAGGGAAAAGGAGACCGUAGCCGUGCUGUUUGUUAAGCUGAUCAAAGCACAAAAUCUUCCAAGCUCAUCCAGUUCAGUGGUGACAAGAAAAGUUUUCUGUAAGGUAUCCGUCGGAGAUAUAGCGUUGAACAGUUUUUUCGCGCACGGAGAUGAAAUGGUAUGGGGGCAAUCCUUGCGAUUCCUUCUUACAGACCCCCAUGAAGAGGCCCGUAUUGAAGUUAUGGAGGGUAAUGACAACAAGAGCUUGGGAUCUAUGUUAUUCGUCAUUCGAAAGCUGAUAGAGGAACCGGAAAUGGCUCGACAAGACUCUUUCCGGCUGAAUGGCGGGACCGGAAGUCUUGAGUGCAAGUUCAUUCUCCGGGCGCUGAAGACUGCAGACACCUCUAACGCCCCAAUGCCACUACAGUUUGGCCGAAAGUUCAACGCUUUUCACAACAAUGGAAUCUGUCUCCAGAGAGUGGACACGCCCACGAUGUUACCAGACGUGAAUGCUCAAGAUGAUCCAUCUACCUCCGCUAGUACCGAGAGCGACAGCAGUAGAACCGCCGAGAAAACGUCUAGUAGCAGUUCCGGUUCCAGUUCCGGUUCAUCUCCUAGUGGAAGCAUUGCAGGUGACACGUCUAACGGGCAAAGUCCCGAGGCUUCGGUUAGGGAUUAUAUGUCCCGAGGAGAAGUAUCGCUGUGGCUUAUAUACGAUCAUCGUAGGAACAGACUGGUUGUCACUGUUCUUAGUGCAAAGGAGCUUGUGUCAUCAGAGCCCGUGUCCAAAACGAAUCCUUAUAUACAGCUAAAUCUGCUUCCUUCUCGCUCCAAGAGAUCGAUUCGCAAGACGGAUUCCUACGCCGGAAGUCUAAAUCCCGUUUUUAACGACACUUUCGAAUACGUUAUCGGUCUUGACCAGUUAUGCAAUAAGUACUUGGAAGUGAUCGUCAAAAACGAGAGAUUUGUCCAGUUGCCAGGGAAAAGUAGAGAUCUUAUUGGGUCAACCUCAAUUAACCUUUGCGAGCUGAGUCUGUCCGCCGGUGUGACAAUGAACUGUGAGUUAACAAAGUGAGAUUCUUAGCUUGUGCGCAAUCCUUAGAAAACCCUAGUGGAUGAUGCCAUCCGAAUGGAAGCGAGGCUGAAUACGUCACAACGAAUACUAUUCAAGUGUACUGGGGAGGAGUGAAUAACUGUUAACAACAACACAAAAUUUAAACAACUAUAAACAAAAACAGAAAUAGAUUCUCUUAUUUACAUCCUAAAGUAGGUUCGUUGUUUAUCGCCUUAAACAAGUUCACGGCACUCAUCAGAGGUUGAUUGAUCUCUCGAAUAAUUUUUUCAUCGUAGAAGAAUACGAAAAUAAUGGUGUACUUUCAGAAUUGAGCAUAAUUGGCUACCCUGUGUUGCCGGAAUAUUCCUGAGGUAAUCAUAUCCACUAUGUGAACGCGACCCUUGAAAAUUAAAGAGGAUGUGGAGAAAUAGUUGCGCGUACGAUACAAACGUUGACCCUUGCGAUUACCCCAAAUGUGGGUAACUCGAGCGUAUAAUUUCUGUUAGUGUUAGCGUUCUUUAGUGUUUUAAUGACGGAAUAAAUGUACCUCUCAAGCCCUGUGUUAAGAUCUGUUGCUCGUAAUUUUACGAAAGUAAAGGGUCACCAUUUCUUCAUCCAAAAGACAAAUUGACCUAUACAGUCUUAAGCCUGGUUUUCACUAGCGACGCAAGCACAAGCGCAAGCACAAACGCAAACAUAACAUUGUGACCAAAAAGUAAACGGUAAUCAAAGAGCCAUUAGCUUGGAAUUUCAGAAGAGAGACACUCUGGCUCUAUCAAAUAAAGCUUGUUAUAAACUUCGGUUGAUUUGUUUGGGCGUUCUAGAGCGAGAAAAUGGGCAAAUGUAUGAGGGCUCGAAUCAAAGUAGUUCGCGUAAUGUGUCGGUGUUCUGGCACUUCAGAGGAGCGCAAACAAAAAGUUACUCUCCUUGGAACCGCUAUAGUAUUGGGGAAACAAAGUCUCAGUGAAAGUAUAGUGGUUGCUCAAGAGAGGUGGAGCGAAAUAUCAAAGAACUGAUGGAAGACAAGAAUGAAUCUAUCCUGGGACAUAUGCAGAAGGUCAUCCUCACGAGCUCCCGUCGUAUCGUAAGAACA